CCCAUUGACUCCAAAAUCCUUUCUAAUUUUUCUGUCUUAUAAAUAAAACUCCUGCCCUGUUUCCUACAAGGUCAGGAAGAAACAAAACCAUAGCUUCCUGUGCAUUCCUAGUUUCACUGAAUUUUGCCUGUUACGAUGUCUACCUCUCGCAUUUUUGAUGAUUAUACUCCUAAAAUGAAAACCAAAGGCAGAGCUUACCUGUACUGGAACUACUCCAGAGCAAAGCUUGGUUUUCCUGCUGUUUUUCUCUUCUGUUGUCUAUUCUUUAUCGCUGGCUUCCUCAGUUCCAGCCUACGCUCUCAGUCUCAGAAGGAGGUUUCUGGAGUUAGGCAAAGAGGGAGACAGCUCGACUCGGUGGGGUAUGACUUGAUGGCACAUGGAAAAACCGGAGAUGAUUCUAUUUCUAUUAUUCCAUUUCAGGUUAUAAGUUGGAGGCCGCGUGCUUUUUAUUUUCCAAAAUUUGCAACUCCAGAGCAAUGCCGACACAUAAUUAACAUGGCAAGGUCAAACCUUGAACCCUCCAAAUUGGCUUUGCGGAAGGAAGAAUCAGAACAUAAGCCGCAGGAUGUUAGAACAAGCAUGGGCACGUUUCUUAGUGCUUCUCAAGAUGGUACUGGGAUUUUGGAUGCCAUUGAAGAAAAAAUUGCAAAGGCCACAAAGCUUCCAAGGAGUCACUAUGAGGAUUUCAAUGUGUUGCGCUAUGAGCUCGGACAAAAAUAUGACUCCCAUUUAGAUGCGUUCCCUCCUGAACACUAUGGCCCGCAGAAGAGCCAAAGGGUUGCCACCUUUUUGGUGUACUUAUCAGAUGUUGAAGAAGGAGGGGAAACUGCAUUUCCAUAUGAGAAUGGCUUGAACAUGGAUGGAAGUUUUGAUUUUAAAAAAUGUAUUGGUCUGAAAGUGAAGCCGCGCAUGGGGGAUGGAUUUCUGUUUUAUUCCUUGUACCCCAAUAAUACAAUCGAUCCAGUAUGUAUUUUGUCCAAUUUGCAGCAGCUUUAUAUUGUUUGUUCUUUUUCUGUUUCAUCAUCUGAUGGAUGUUUUUGCAGAUAUCACUUCAUGGGAGCUGUCCAGUAAUCAAAGGGGAAAAAUGGGUGGUUACAAAGUGGAUCAGGGAUCAACAAAGGCCUUUUUAGGUUUCUGUCCAUAUGAUAGUUCGUGAUAAUUUUGCUUUGAUCUGCAUUCGGCACUGGGCAUCCCAUCCCAACCCAUCCAUGAGGUUUUCUAAUUAGUCUCAAUAAGAAAAAUUCUCAUUCAAUUGUUGGAAAAAGAAGAAUCGGUUUAUACAGAUUUCAUUUGUACAUAAACAUAAUAG
Molecule: messenger RNA, 1309 nt
Organism: Theobroma umbraticum
Lineage: Eukaryota; Viridiplantae; Streptophyta; Magnoliopsida; Malvales; Malvaceae
Product: putative prolyl 4-hydroxylase 9
Biological process (GO): peptidyl-proline hydroxylation to 4-hydroxy-L-proline
Cellular component (GO): endoplasmic reticulum
Molecular function (GO): L-ascorbic acid binding; iron ion binding; procollagen-proline 4-dioxygenase activity
Source: RefSeq, a predicted model, not a curated record